GUUUUUAACAGUUUCCCACUUUUUUCUUGGUUAUGUUGACCACUCAAUUUUCUUUCCUACAUAGGAAGCUGCAACAUAGUACAAAAUCACUUCCAAGUCCAUGUUUUGAUGCUUUCACAGAGCCAAAGAUAUAAUUUUGUAAGGGUUUGCUCCUUCUCCUUCCGCAUACCCCUCUUUUUCUGUCUCUCAGUUGCUAUUUCCAAAUCAGUUCAAGUUUUUGUGAACAUUAGCUUCUUGGGUCUCGAGUUGUCUGAGAGCUGAACAAGAAGAUGGGUGUUGGAAAUCAAGAGGCAAUUAAGCAGUUGCAGUCCCUUAUGGAAAAUGUGGAUGAGCAACAGAAGAACACAUUCCAGAAUGUGCACCAGGGUUAUCCAACUGAAACAUUGAUACGGUUUCUCAGAGCAAGGGACUGGAAUGUUUCCAAAGCCCAUAAGAUGUUAAUUGAGUCUUUGAAGUGGAGAGUGGAGAAUGAGAUUGACAAUAUUUUAGCGAAGCCUAUCCCUGCGGAUUUGUACAGAGCUGUGCGAGAUUCUCAACUCAUAGGAAUGUCUGGUUACUCAAAGGAGGGUCUACCGGUCAUUGCUGUUGGUGUUGGGCUCAGUACAUAUGACAAAGCAUCUGACAAAUACUAUAUACAGUCAUACAUCCAAAUGAAUGAAUAUAGGGAUCGGGUGAUCUUGCCAACAGCUACGAAGAAGCAUGGACGAUAUAUUGGCACCUGUGUGAAAGUCUUGGAUAUGACUGGUUUAAAAUUUUCAGCACUGAACCAAUUGAGGUUGUUGACUGCUAUAGCUACAAUAGAUGACUUGAACUACCCAGAAAAGACAGACACAUACUAUAUUGUUAAUGCACCAUAUGUAUUCUCAGCAUGUUGGAAGGUUGUAAAGCCUCUCUUGCAAGAAAGAACAAGGAGGAAAAUCCAGGUGCUGCAAGGUUGUGGGAAGGAGGAAUUACUGAAGGUAAUGGACUAUGCAUCCCUCCCACACUUCUGCAGAAAAGAAGAUUCCAAGUCAUCCAAACAUAAUGCAACAGGAAGCACUGAAAAUUGUUUCUCCUUCAAUCAUGUCUUCCAUCAACAACUCUACAAUUACGUCAAGCAGCAAGCUAUUAUAAUGGAGUCAAUAUCACCGCCAAUCAGACAAGGCUCCUUCUAUGUAGACAUACCAGAGCCAGACCCAGAUGAUACCAAAAUAGCCAAAACCAUUGAAUCUGAAUUCCACAAAUUGGAAAAUCAGAAUGGCUUCACCAACUCACUAAAUGGUCUUACUGUUAAUGGGCAUUGAAAGCUAGUAACACUGUUUUUGGCAUCACUCCUGAGCCAUUUUUAUUUGUUGAUUACUUUAUAAUCCCUUUUGGAUAAGGAGUGUUAUACUUGUAUUUUAUAAGGGUCAUAGUUUAUACCCGGUUAUUAGAUGUAAUAUUGAAAUAUUUGCAUCAACUCGGUGCAAGUUUCUUUAGACUUAAUCUAAUAUUUAUAACCACCUCGGGAUGAUGAGUAUAUGACAUCUGUU
Messenger RNA from Abrus precatorius (Indian licorice), 1511 nucleotides. Its product is annotated as SEC14 cytosolic factor-like. The record is from RefSeq and is a predicted model, not a curated record. Bases 270 to 1283 code for a protein of 337 amino acids. The transcript is spliced from 12 exons. NCBI's taxonomy places the organism in Eukaryota, Viridiplantae, Streptophyta, Magnoliopsida, Fabales, Fabaceae.